UGUGUAAGCGUUUUAAGGUGUUUUACUUUGAAAGUAUUUACAGGAAGUCGUAUAAAAAAUAGAAGGCCAGUCCACUCGUCUGAUGAUAAACGUGCCAUACACCGUCCGAAGACAAGAGGCGUGAACGUCGCGGUGUAGCUGCCAGCAUACAGUGAGGCGUUGUCUGUUCAUUUAGAAAUGGAUAUCGGUGGAGUAUCAAGGAAACCAGUGCCUAUCCUCUCUGCUGAAGAGGCCAUAGCCACCUUUAAACCGGACGUGGACAGACCCCGCUGUUCCAGCACCCCUUGUUCCCCCAUCAAAAGUACUCUUGGUGGAUACCAGAUUGUUCACAUGGACUCCAACUUCCUGGUGGGCUUCACCACAGGUGAAGAGCUGUUGAAAAUGGCCCAACACUGGUCCUCCAGCGCCCCGGACCAGAGCUCUCUACCGGGCGCAUCUCCUGGCUUUGUUUCGACCACUGGACCCAAAGCGAACGAUUUGGGUAUUCACCGGGGAUCCCACGUCCUUAAAGCCAAAAGCCGAUCCUACCAGCCUUACGGCGUGCCCGCUGCUAAUGGGCGGAGUCGGAGGCGUCUGCCCAGCUCAGGUGACACCCUGCUCAGGUCCUUGACACAAGGGGAGUCUAGAAGGGGCCUUCAUGGACCCUUACCCCUCUGUCUAAUCAAAGGGAACAGGGCGCAGGCCAAGUCUCUAGACUACCUCAAUCUAGAUAAAAUGAGUAUUAAAGAGUCAACCGACACAGAGGUUCUCCAGUUCCAGCUUCAACACCUGACUCUGCGUGGAGAGUGCUUGUUCUCCAGAAACCAAACAUGAAACGACGUCAGAAUGCCUUUUUAGGCACCAUCUGCCCUUGCUAGGGAUUUUGGUGCUUGCAGCUUUGUUUUUCCAUGUUCAUAUGAUAGGCGGGUUGUUAGCGAGAUACUAUUUAAUAUUUAAUAUUGUUGAUUUAAAAAUUGGAAGGUGGAGGCUAAGCAUGGAGAUGCAUAUUAAGUUAUUCACAGUUGUGAGGAAUUGGUUAGGGAUAAUAUUUCGAAAAGGAAGGAUGGUUACAAAAAUGUGAAGUAUGUCAAAAUUAGCAAUAACUAGUUAUAUAUUGAUAAUAUUAUGUUUGUACCGUAAUAUGAGUUAAUUAUGUGCAAAUGAAAGAGAUGAUGUAUGUGUGUGCUGACAAUGUUUCUAUUAACACUGGUAAAAAAUGGAUUAUACUACUGUCACGUUUGCAGAAUACUGUAUCCUUUCCUCCACUUGAUUGCACUUUGUUUGACACAUAUAAUCCAAACAAAAAAUAUAGCACACUCUUUCCGUUUUCAAACAAUCUAGCCUUAUACCCCGAAACUAUUUGUACGCUGUAUGCAAGCAUUGUGUAAAAUCAACUACUCGACAAAGUUUUCUCAUUACCCUCCUGUCCAAGAAGAAACGUAGGCUUUAUAUUUACCUGUGACUGUUAUUAGACUUGAGGUUAUUUAAGACCAAUCCUCUUUAGAGGAUUUGCCAGGGUGAGGCUUAGUGUCUGGUAGUGCCUGAAACUGAACCUUACUAUAGACAGACCUAGUCUCUUCUUUUACUAAAGUUAUGAUUGAUACUCAGAAAUAGUAACAGUGUUAGUGUAGGAUUUGUUUUAGUUGCUGCCUAAAACUGUGCCUGGGGUUGCCUAUUUACAAAAUGUAUUUACAUCAUUUCCAUAUGUAUGUGAAACUCGAUCUCCAAAAACGUUAAGAAACUGCAUUGUUGUGAUCUUUCUUUGAUACAUUUUAGAAGGCUGAUGAAAGAUAUCCAAGGAGCAUUAUCAUUUGGAUAGGUGUUAUUCUGUAAGGGGAAAACCAACUCAAUUACUAAAUGUCAAGCCAUUACAUUUACGAAUGACAUGUACCAAAAUAACGAAUAAACCCAAAUAUUAUUA
This is a messenger RNA of Gadus macrocephalus (Pacific cod), 1900 nucleotides long. It is a transcript of the gene macir, whose product is annotated as macrophage immunometabolism regulator. Bases 178 to 813 code for a protein of 211 amino acids. The transcript has 2 exons. The record is from RefSeq and is a predicted model, not a curated record. Lineage: Eukaryota; Metazoa; Chordata; Actinopteri; Gadiformes; Gadidae. Gene Ontology annotation, biological process: negative regulation of cytokine production involved in inflammatory response; negative regulation of fibroblast migration.